AUAACUUUCAGGGAUCCGUCCUGCGGCCUCAAAAAUGGUCCUGUGAAGGAAAAGGCACCUGGAGAUCCACAAGAGUCCUUGGACCCAUUUGGAGUUGCUCUGCAGAAGAGAGAAAGGAUGGAGACACAACCUUUUGCAAAGGAGAGAAAUGGAAAAGGCCCUUCAGCUGUUCAGCCUGGGAAGGGUGGGGAGAUAUUGACAAGACCUGGGCAGAAGAUCGUGGAAGUGAAAAGCAUGCUCCCUUCAGAAAUUCAGCCCUGCAAUUUAAGGAGCCUCCAAUACCGGGAGGCUGAGGGUCCCCGAGGGCUUUGCAGCCGACUCCAUGAGUUGUGCAGGCGAUGGCUGAGACCUGAAAAACACACCAAAGCUCAGAUGCUGGACCUGGUGGUUCUGGAGCAGCUCCUGUUCCUUCUACCCCCAGAGAUGGAGGGCUGGGUGAGGGAGUGUGGAGCAGAGAGCAGCUCCCAGGCGGUGGCCCUGGCGGAAGGCUUCCUCCUGAAUCAAGUGGAGGAGCAGAAGGUGCAGGUUGAGUUGCAGUGUUGCCCUGUGGAGAUCAGAGAUCGUGAGGGAAAGAAGAAUCUAUCAAAUCCCCCUCAGGAGCUAUUUUUCAGGAAGAUCCCUUGGGCAGAUUCAAGUCAGGACACCUCAGGAGGAGAGUCUUGUGUCCUUUGAGGAGGUGGCUGUGUAUUUCUCGGAGGAGGAAUGGUCUCGGCUGGAUCCUGACCAGAAAGCACUGCAUUUGGAAGUCAUGGUUGAAAACCAUAGGA
Messenger RNA from Pseudonaja textilis, 767 nucleotides. The record is from RefSeq and is a predicted model, not a curated record. Lineage: Eukaryota; Metazoa; Chordata; Lepidosauria; Squamata; Elapidae.